This is a messenger RNA of Trachemys scripta elegans, 2746 nucleotides long. RefSeq names its product zinc finger protein 420-like. Bases 176 to 1945 code for a protein of 589 amino acids. The record is from RefSeq and is a predicted model, not a curated record. Gene Ontology annotation, biological process: regulation of transcription by RNA polymerase II. NCBI's taxonomy places the organism in Eukaryota, Metazoa, Chordata, Testudines, Emydidae. The transcript has 4 exons. Gene Ontology annotation, molecular function: RNA polymerase II cis-regulatory region sequence-specific DNA binding; DNA-binding transcription factor activity, RNA polymerase II-specific.
UCCUAGUCCUAUCCUAAAGUAGUUCCUGCCCCAGUCCUAGUGCUGGGGACCGUGGCUGGGGUCCCUGCCCCGGUGGUUCCAGGCGCCGGUGGGGUUCGAGGAGGUGGCUGUGUAUUUCUCCCGGGAGGAGUGGGGGCUCCUGGACGAAGGGCAGAGGCAGCUCUACAGGGACGACAUGCAGGAGAAUUACCAGACUCUGAUCUCGCUGGGUGCUGUGAUGGCGAGUGGGAGCUUUGAGGAGAUCCCCCAGCAGAAAGAGCCUGCAGGAGCGGAGCUGUCCAGGACAUCCCAGAGCCCCGAGCGGGGAGACACCGAUGGGGCGGAACGGCAAUGGGGAGCCUCCCCGGCAGGGAAACUGAGUCAAUCCAGAGCUGGUGUCGAAGCUGAAUAUGACAUGGUGUCUUGUGGAACCCAGGCGGGGGAGAGAGCGAAUACAUGCCCUGAGUGCGGGAAAAACUUCCCUUGGAGCUCCCGGCUCCUCCGACACCAGAGAUCCCACACCGGGGAGCGCCCCUACCGGUGCCCUGACUGUGGGAAGGGCUUCAGCGAGAGCUCGGCCCUGAUCCAGCACCAGCGCAUCCACACCGGGGAGCGUCCUUACAGCUGCAGCGUGUGCGGGAAGAGUUUCGGCCUGAGCUCCCACCUGAUCCGCCACCAGCGCACCCACACGGGAGAGCGCCCCUACCAAUGCCCCGACUGCGGGAAGGGCUUCCUGCGGCGCUCCCAGCUCACCCUGCACUGCCGGACCCACACGGGAGAGAGACCCUAUCAAUGCCCUGACUGCGGGAAGGGCUUCAACGAGAUCCCCAACCUGCACCGGCACCAGCGCAGCCACACGGGGGAGCGGCCCUAUAAAUGCUCCGACUGCGGGAAGAGCUUUGCUCAGAGCUGCCACCUCCUGCAGCACCAGCGCACCCACACCGGGGAGCGGCCCUACAGGUGCCCCUGCGGGAGGGGGUUUGUCCGGAGCUCCCAGCUGAUCCGGCACCGGACGGUUCAUACAGGGGAGAAACCAUACAAAUGUCCCAUCUGCGGGAAAUGCUUCACUCAGGGAUCCACCCUGACCAGCCACCUGCGGAUCCACAGUGGGGAGAGACCCUUCAAAUGCCCCCAGUGCGGGAAGAGCUUUGUUCGGCGCUCCCACCUUAUUACACACCGGAGAACCCAUACAGGUCAGCGGCCCUACAGCUGUGCCCAGUGCGGCCGGGGCUUCUCCCAGCACUCCAGCCUCAUCCGGCACCGCCGCACCCACACGGGCGAGAGACCCUACCGGUGCCCCGACUGCGGCAAGGCCUUCGCCCUCAGCGCCUCCCUCCUGACCCACCAGCGAACCCACACCGGGGAGCGCCCCUACGGCUGUGCCCAGUGCGGAAGGGGAUUCAGCCAGCGCUCGGCUCUGGUUACCCACCAGCGCACCCACACCGGGGAGAGACCCUAUAAAUGCCCUGACUGCGGGAAGAGCUUUGCCAUCAGCUCCCACUGCACUGCUCACCAGAGGAUCCAUGGGGAUCCGGGCGGGGAGCCCCCGUACCGGUGCCCCCAGUGUGGGGAGGGCUUCCGGCUCCGCGCCCGCUUCCUGCAUCACCGGCGCAGCCACACGGGCAGCAAACCCCACCGCUGCCCCGACUGCGGGAAAGGAUUCUCCCGCAGUUUCCUGCUCAAGACACACCAGCGGAUCCACACUGGAGAGCGGCCCUACCCCUGCCCCGACUGUGGGCGCCGCUUCCGGCAGAGCUCCCACCUCACCCACCACCGGGCCACCCACACUGGAGAGCGGCCCUACCGCUGCAGCCACUGCGGGGACGCCUUCCCUUGCAGCUCGGAGCUCUAUCUGCACUACCGCAGCCACACCGGGGAGCGGCCCUACCAGUGCCAUGACUGUGGGCGCAGCUACACCACCAACGGCAGCCUGCGGCGGCACCGUGCCAGCCACGCCGUGGGCUAGGGGGUGCAGCCGGCUCGGCCCAUGGGCACCCUCCUGGACAAGGUGCUGCAUCUUCCUGGCUCUAGGCAGGGCCUUUCUGGCUGUUUGCUGGGUAGAUUGUAUUGGGGAAGAGAACUAGGGAUGGGUUAUAGGGGGCUAAAGGUGGAUCAUACCAGGAGAACGAAGGAACACAGGGAGAGAUCGAUGGGUCAUCCAGGUGUAGAGCUGGGUCAUACCUGUUAGAAUGUGAAAAGCAGCUCCACUCCAUCUACCCCUGGACCUGAUGUUGAGGUUUUCAAAAUGAUCUGAAGUGUGCGUGUAUUUUUCCAAGCACCUUGAAAUAGAGCGUGAGUGUAUCUAUCUGUUCUUAGAUGCAGAAUUAUGUUCUAUGGCUCAAUAUAACAAUCAGCCGACCCACAGAUUGUGCAGGUAGGGGAUGUGAUGUUGAAAGACACUGGCGGCUGCUAUCAGGUGACAAUCGCAGACCUCCUUAGCGCCACUGGCUCCCGUAUGGAGUAGAGAGAGCCACCGAGAAAGGAAGCGACUGCCAAGAGACAUGGCGGGUCAGAACUGAGCUGGUUGCAAACACGAGCAUUAGGAGAUCAGCGUGGGUUGGAGUCAGCAAGCCAAGAGAAGGAGAUGGGAGCAUGACUCUGGCAGGAAGCAGAGAGACAGAGCUUCUUGGUCACAGAGCCCACUGGAGGGGCAAAGGUGGGGACUGUGCUGCAGGGAACCUGCCUGCUGUUUGUUUUCUGCGGUGUAUAGGGAAACAGGGUACGGUGGGCAGUCUUUGUAAAUCAACACCAUCACACCUGGAAUAGA